AUGGAUUGGUUGUUUGGUAAAAAGAUCUCUCCCGAUGAGAUGCUACGUAAAAAUCAAAGAGCUCUUAACAAAGCUAUGCGUGAUUUGGACAGGGAAAAGAUGAAAAUGGAACAACAGGAGAAAAAAAUUAUAGCCGACAUUAAAAAAAUGGCUAAAGAAGGUCAAAUGGAUGCCGUCAAAAUAAUGGCUAAAGACUUGGUACGCACAAGGCGUUAUAUUAAAAAGUUUAUGUUAAUGAAGGCUAAUAUUCAAGCAGUUUCUCUUAAAAUUCAAACCCUGAAAUCUCAAAACACAAUGGCCCAAGCUAUGAAGGGUGUUACUAAGGCUAUGCAAAAUAUGAACCGCCAGCUGAAUCUGCCUCAAAUUCAAAAAAUUCUACACGAGUUUGAGAAGCAGUCAGAAAUUAUGGACAUGAAGGAAGAAAUGAUAAAUGAUGCUAUCGAUGAUGCUAUGGAGGAUGAGGGCGAUGAAGAAGAAACUGAUGCUGUAGUUUCACAAGUUCUUGAUGAGUUGGGAUUACAAUUAGGCGAACAACUAGGAGACCUUCCGACCGCCUCAGGUUCAUUAUCGAUUGCUGGUGGCAAUAAAGCAACUCCAGCUGCCGUGGCGGCAGGAGGCGGCGCUGUUGCGGCAGGCAACGGAGGUGAUAAUAAAAGCAGUGGACCGUCGUCACCAAUGUCUGAUGCAGACGCGGACUUGCAAGCCCGUUUGGACAAAUUAAGGCGGGACUAAUGAAUUCAUUAGCGAAAGGAUGGUUUUUUAGAAUUUUUUGCUUUGAUAAACAUGCCUAUAAACGUUGUUUCUUUAUAAAUAAAUUAAAAGUAUUAGCGUGAGAUUUGGGUUUUGCGAAUAAUUACGAAAGAGCAAAAGUUUCUCCUGAUCCUUAAACUGGCUUCGGCUCACGUUACCUAGAACAAGGUAAUUAAUUAAAGCUUUCGUUUUUUUAAAGUA
Glossina fuscipes is the source of this 951-nucleotide messenger RNA. RefSeq names its product charged multivesicular body protein 2a (gene Vps2). The transcript has 2 exons. NCBI's taxonomy places the organism in Eukaryota, Metazoa, Arthropoda, Insecta, Diptera, Glossinidae. Gene Ontology annotation, cellular component: multivesicular body; ESCRT III complex. Gene Ontology annotation, biological process: late endosome to vacuole transport; protein transport; endosome transport via multivesicular body sorting pathway. Bases 1 to 732 code for a protein of 243 amino acids. The record is from RefSeq and is a predicted model, not a curated record.